GCUCUCAAAACUUUAGCCACAGAAAACACCCAGUUGCAGACCGACACACCCCACAAAAUCCUGCCGGAAAACCCAUCUCCGGUGACCUUCGUUCCUCCAACUCCGGCGAACCCUUAAAGUUCGAAACUGAAGAAAGAGCAGACCACCGGUAGCGGUGGUUUUGAUCUUCCUGUGCAUGAUGGGAUCUUGCAUAUGUCCGUUAGAAACUCCGGCGAGGUUGCUUUGGACAACUAGUUUCUUCCGUCAUAAGUUAAUGAUCUUUUAAUCCAUACCCAACAAAGAUAAUUCAAUAAAAAAACCAUCUUUGAAUUUGAAUUAGAAUUAGAAAGAAGCAAAAAAUCGUCUCUAGUUCUGAAAAUUUUACUAGUAAAAAGUGAGAAUUUAGCAUACCCUUUGACGUGAAGUUUGAAUCUUUGAAGUUGAAAAAAUGGAGUCUGGUCGUCUUUACUUUGAUACCUCUACUUGUCGUGGUAACAACAACAUGAACAUGCUCUUCCUUGGGAAUGCUGAUCUUGGUUUUCGAGUAGGAAGGACAAUGAUGAGCAUGGAAGAAGGCUCGAAGAGGAGACCUUUCUUCAGCUCGCCGGAUGAGCUGUAUGAUGAGGAGUAUUACGAGGAACAGUCGCCGGAGAAGAAACGCCGCCUCACUUCCGAGCAGGUCCAUCUGUUGGAGAAGAGCUUUGAAGAAGAGAACAAACUUGAGCCAGAGAGGAAAACUCAAUUGGCCAAGAAGCUAGGAUUGCAACCUAGACAGGUGGCUGUAUGGUUUCAAAACCGUAGGGCUAGAUGGAAGACAAAACAACUUGAAAGAGAUUAUGAUGUUCUCAAGUCUUCCUAUGAUUCCCUUCUUUCAACAUAUGAUUCCAUUGUGAAGGAGAAUGAGAAACUCAAAUCUGAGGUGGUUUCCUUAAAUGAGAAGUUUCAAGUUCAAGCUAAAGAUAUGCUUGAAGAGCCUUUGUCAGAAAAGAAAGUUGAUCAGCUUCCGGUGGACAUAGCUCAGAUUUUCGGCAUGAAGUUGGAUGAACACGUGAGUUCUGGAAGCGUUGGAAGUGCGGUGGUGGACGAAAGUAGUCCUCGUGUUGUUAUCGACAGUGUUGAUUCGUACUUUCCAGCUGACAACUAUGGUGGAUGUGUUGCCCCUAUUGAAAGAGUUCAAUCAGAGGAAGAUGAUGGAAGUGAUGAUGGGAGGUGUUGUUUUGAUGUGUUUGUUGCAUCUGAAACUGAGCAACAAAACAAUGAAGGAGAAGGGUUGAAUUGGUGGGGUAAUAUGUUUUAUGUUGCAUGAUGCAACAUGGCUUUCUUAUUAAGUUACAUAAGAAAGAGAAAAAAAGUUGUAUAAUUAGUGAUGCAUCAUGUAAUUUGGACGCAUGUGGAAUGUCCCUAAGCCAAGCUUAGUAAAUAAAAGUCCAGUAUUGUACUUCCAAAUUUACAAUAAACUAUUCAAGUUAAAACCUAAAGUUAAGUGUGU
This is a messenger RNA of Vicia villosa (hairy vetch), 1468 nucleotides long. Its product is annotated as homeobox-leucine zipper protein HAT5. The transcript has 4 exons. Gene Ontology annotation, molecular function: DNA-binding transcription factor activity, RNA polymerase II-specific; sequence-specific DNA binding. The record is from RefSeq and is a predicted model, not a curated record. NCBI's taxonomy places the organism in Eukaryota, Viridiplantae, Streptophyta, Magnoliopsida, Fabales, Fabaceae. The coding region runs from base 428 to 1285 and encodes 285 amino acids. Gene Ontology annotation, biological process: positive regulation of DNA-templated transcription. Gene Ontology annotation, cellular component: nucleus.